Messenger RNA from Vigna angularis (adzuki bean), 1202 nucleotides. RefSeq names its product glutathione reductase, cytosolic-like. Gene Ontology annotation, molecular function: glutathione-disulfide reductase (NADPH) activity; flavin adenine dinucleotide binding. Gene Ontology annotation, cellular component: cytosol; mitochondrion. NCBI's taxonomy places the organism in Eukaryota, Viridiplantae, Streptophyta, Magnoliopsida, Fabales, Fabaceae. The record is from RefSeq and is a predicted model, not a curated record. The coding region runs from base 162 to 1202 and encodes 346 amino acids. The transcript is spliced from 2 exons. Gene Ontology annotation, biological process: glutathione metabolic process; cell redox homeostasis; cellular response to oxidative stress.
CCUGCAAACACAUUUUUUUCUUUGUUUCUCCUUAGUAUAUAUAUAUAUACAUACAUAUAUAUACUCUCUGCAUAAUCUUGUUCUGAUUGGUUUCUUCAUUAACAAACCUAGUUACUCUCCUAUUGCAACGACGCAGAUUUAGUUCAACUUUUUCGAUAGCGAUGGCCAGGAAGAUGCUUAUCGACGGUGAGGCUGAAUCGGUUCCAGGUGUAGAACAAGGGACGCAUUUUGACUUUGACUUGUUUAUUAUUGGGACUGGAAGUGGUGGCGUUCGUGCUGCUAGAUUUUUAUCGAAUUACGGAGCUAAGGUGGGGAUUUGUGAGCUUCCGUUUAAUGCCAUUAGCUCAGAAACAAUUGGAGGAGUUGGUGGAACGUGCGUUAUUCGUGGUUGUGUUCCCAAAAAGAUUUUGGUCUAUGGAGCAUCUUUUGGAGGUGAACUCGAGGAUGCCAGGAAUUAUGGGUGGGAAUUGAGUGAGAAAGUUGACUUCAAUUGGAAGAAGCUCUUGCAAAAGAAGACAGAUGAAAUAAACAGAUUAAAUGGAAUUUACAAGAGGUUGUUAUCCAAUGCGGGGGUUAAAUUAUUUGAAGGCGAGGCAAAGAUAGUUGGUCCAAAUGAGGUUGAGGUGACACAAUUGGAUGGCACAAAACUGUCCUAUUCUGCUAAGCACAUAUUGAUUGCAACUGGUAGCAAGGCUCAACGUCCAAAUAUUCCAGGACAGAGAGACGAGAGAGAAAGGCAGUGGCGCUGCGGUUGGAAACGGUUCCGGUGGCGUUUGGGGUUGCCGCCGACGCCAAGACUGGAAGAGGUGGUGGCGCGAUGGUCGAUUUCGAUGGAGGCGGCGGCGCAUCUAAUCAAACUAAUGAAAGUGCACCUUGUGAAGUUGGAAAGUGAAUUCAUACUUAAGGGUAAAGUGAACGACUUUCCUCAAGGAUACCUAGAGUGGUACUUGCAUCGUUUGGAUGAGGAGGAAAAAUGGGAAACAAUUACGAAUGUAUUGACUUUUAUCCUCUAUGAUGUCAUGCUCUUCCCUAAUAUCAGGGAUUUUGUUGACUGUGCUGCUAUGAACGUUUUCGUGGGAUACAAAGUUCGCUCUGAGAAUUCAACCACCGUUGUCCUAGCUGAAGUUUGUGGGACCCUUAGGCAGUGUUAUGAGCUAAAGGGUAGGAAGAUGUUGUUUUCCUUACCUGUGGUGCAUGCAUGA